ACACAUGACCUGUGGUGACCCCAGGCUCCAGACGUGGGUAGCUGUCUACACUCAAAAUUGAUUAAAAAAUCGCGAAAAAACGAAAGAAUUUUGUUCAGCUGAGAACCACAGCUUUUUGACAGGAUGCCCAAAGAAGAUCAAGAGGAGGAGCUUGAGGUCUUGAAGUCGAUCUACGAGUCAGACGAGUGCUUUAAGGAAGUCAACAGCACGACCUUCCAGUAUAGAAUAGGAGAGGAAGGAGAAGGAAUGUCAUUCCUUCUGGAAGUAUCCUGGGGUGAAGACUACCCUGAAGUCACCCCCAACAUGAGUCUGGAUGCCUUCUACAACAAUCACAUACACAGGGAAAUUAAAGAUGAUAUUUUACAAAGACUAGGAGAACAGGCAGAAGAAAACCUGGGCCUUGCCAUGACAUUUACGUUGAUCGAGUGGGCGAAGGAGAACAGGGAGGACCUGAUGGCCAAACAACUACAUAUACUGGAGAAUAAGAGAAUAGAAGGUGAGACUAAGGCCCAGGAGAGUCCAGAGAGACAAGUUGACCAGGGGGGCGGGAAUAAGAAAGAGAAGAAGGAACAGCUCACCAAGGCACAGAAGAGGAGAAUAGCUGAUAGAACAGAUCACAGAGGGGAGAGGCCCAGGGGCUGGGACUGGGUGGAUGUCGUCAAACAUCUCAGCAAAACAGGAGGUGGAAAACAGGACGGCUGAGUGUAAGACGACUUCACAGCAAAACUGUACAUGGAGAAACAACAGGACCUCUUCAUGUGGACAGGAGGAUAUCCUUUCUUCAAGAGUCUUAGCUUUUGUACAGUUAAGACAAAACUAGCCUGGUAGCCAUACCAUAAUUGAGAGCUCCCCAGUAUUUCUAGCCUCUACCAGGCUUUAGGAAGCGGGUGGAAAAAGUAGUAAAAAUUGUCCAAAUAGACAAAUAAAAUAUCAAGGAGGUUGGUCCCCUCAAGAGUACGAUUUGCCAAUUCUCUCAUUAUCAUUAUCUGUCCAUUGGGCCAAUUUCUACUUCUCUUUCUAGCUGGUUCACUAAGCCUGGUAGAGGACGUGGUAUCUCUACAGCACUGGGAAGUGUUGCCCAGGUGAAUUCGCUUGUGUUAGGGAAUUUUUAAGGCAUUUAGUUUCAAAUAUUGCUCUACCCCAAGAGGAUUUGUGAAGAAUGGUUACCAGGCGAAUACAAAACUGUCCACAUAUUCUUUCUUAAAAUCUAACACCACCUGAGAGAUUCUAUAACACAAGGCUUUUUCUCAUGCUCUAUCUGUGUCAUAUUUAUUAUAUAAUCACCAUUAUUUUAUCAAGGAAAGUGCAGUAAUAAUUUUGCUUAUGAGGCAAUGUAAUGACAAUAAUCUUAUAGUGUAGCAUAUUUUGAAUUUCUGAGGCAUGAAAUGUAAAUGAAAUUGGCUGGAGUCUAUCCACUAUUGUGUGCUUCCAGCACAAUUAUGAUCAUGUACCAUUCAGAAUGUGUAUUUAGCACAUACAAAUUUGAUACAUGUACCAAUUGUUCAACUAUUUACUGAACUUGAAUUAUAAUUUUGUUCUUCGCCGUGCAUUCAAAGAUUUUGUAAUGGUAUGGUCACUCCAGGGCUAGCCAAAAUGUGGCCAGGGCCAAUAUACAUGCAUAGGCUAACUUCUCAGCUCCAGGGCUAGCCUGGGUGCCAGACUGUUGCCAGGGCCAGUAUACAGGCGAGCUCCUCAGCUCCAGGGAUAGCCUGGGUGCUAGACUGUUGCCAGAGCCAGUAUACAGGCCAGUUCCAUGACUGCAGGGCUAGCCUGGGUACCAGACUGUUGCCAGGGCUAGCCUGGGUGCCAGACUGUUGCCAGGGCCAGUAUACAGUACAGGCUAGCUCUUCCAAGGCCAACAUGUCCCCAAGGAAAUUCUACCAUAGAUACUCCUGAGCUCUGGGUCCGAGGGGCUGGCCUAUGUACUGGCCCUGGCAACAGUCUGGUAUCCAGGCUACAGGCCCUACAAAAGCAAAAAAAAAAGUAGAGAAAAGCACACUCAAUCAGUGAUCUCAGUGAUUUUAAUUUACAGCAGCGUAAUUUCAACAUGACAUGCGCAAAAUACCAGAAUAGAGAAACAACACCACUUAUUACAGGGGAUCCCAUACACCAAAUAGUUAUUUAAAUGUGAACAAUGAAAAAUACAAGUCUUCCCCACAAUAUAUACCACAUUUCAUUUUCUGUAGUGAAAAAAACAAGAAUAACAUUAAUUUUCCUUUCUUACGGUUAUUUUUUUUAACCUUCUCCCUGAUGCCUAAGCCAGUAACCAAUACAAAUUUGGUGCUAGACAGCUACCUCAGCAGGCUGAAGGUUAAUAAGCCCUGCAUGUGACGCUUAACUUUCGGUGGAGCAAAUUACAAACUGUAUCACAUGUUGGGUAGCAGAAGAAAUAAGUACACCCAGUCCCUGAAUUUGGUAAAUACACAUCCUCUCAAUUUUUCACUUUUAUUUAUUGCAUACAGAAUGUGUGAACCAAAAUGUUGUAUCUAUAAAAAAGGGUUGAGCCAAAAAAUUCUGUUUUGUUUGGUAACUAUUUUGUGGCUACGAUUCAAAUCCUAGCUUACGGUAAUGUACUGUAUUUGGUAUAACACAAUUUUUGGGUGCUGAGUU
This is a messenger RNA of Branchiostoma belcheri (Belcher's lancelet), 2610 nucleotides long. Its product is annotated as RWD domain-containing protein 4-like. NCBI's taxonomy places the organism in Eukaryota, Metazoa, Chordata, Leptocardii, Amphioxiformes, Branchiostomatidae. The record is from RefSeq and is a predicted model, not a curated record. Bases 124 to 702 code for a protein of 192 amino acids. The transcript has 8 exons. Gene Ontology annotation, molecular function: protein binding.